Molecule: messenger RNA, 395 nt
Organism: Echinops telfairi (small Madagascar hedgehog)
Lineage: Eukaryota; Metazoa; Chordata; Mammalia; Afrosoricida; Tenrecidae
Product: serum amyloid A-1 protein-like
Exons: 4
Coding region: 12-380 (122 amino acids)
Cellular component (GO): extracellular region
Source: RefSeq, a predicted model, not a curated record
AAACCAGCACCAUGAAGCUUCUCACAGGCCUCCUGGUCUGCUCUCUGGUCCUCGGAGUCAGCAGUGACGGCUGGCUUACCUUCAUCCCCGAGGCUGCUCAAGGGGCUCGGGACAUGUUGAGAGCCUACAGGGACAUGAGAGAAGCCAAUUACAUUGGUGCAGACAAAUACUUCCACGCUCGAGGGAACUAUGAUGCCACACAAAGGGGGCCUGGUGGGGCCUGGGCUGCAAAAGUGAUCAGCGAUGCCAGAGAGAUGAUGAAAAAAGUCCUUGGCCGAGAACGAGAAGACGGGGCGGCCGACCAGGCUGCCAAUGCAUGGGGGCAGAGCGGCAAGGACCCCAACCACUUCCGACCUGCUGGCUUGCCUGACAAAUACUGAGCUUCCUCCUCCAUU